AUGGGCGGAAAAAACUUAGCCUGGCUUUGCUGGGUAUUCAUGCUUGGGAUCCUACGUGACGUGAAUUCUUCGAUCGUUCCAAACACUGGCAAUCUUGGAGCAGUAGCGAGUGAAAGCAAGACAUGUAGUGAUAUAGGAGCGCAACUCAUCAAGCGAGGUGGUAACGCCGCAGAUGCUAUGGUUGGCACUAGUCUUUGUGUUGGAGUCAUUGGAAUGUAUCAUAGUGGCAUAGGCGGAGGUGGUUUUAUGCUUGUGCGUAGCCAAGAUGGAGAAUUCGAAACCAUAGGUCAGGUUCAAGAGAGAGAGACAGCUCCGGCUGCUGCAUAUCGAGACAUGUUUAAAAGGGAACCCAGAGAAGCGGUUGUUGGUGGAAAUGCCGUUGCUGUUCCAGGUGAUCUUAGAGGGCUUGAAUAUCUUCACAAGAAAUAUGGGCAACUACCUUGGCAAGCUGUUUGCAAUCCUGCUGUACAUGUCGCCAGAUAUGGAUUUCCUGUGACGGAGGAUACGGUUUACUAUAUGAAAGCUGUUUACAAUCAAGUUGGAUGGAACUUCCUCCAAGAUGAUCCAAAUUGGGCUACGGAUUUCGCUCCGAACGGCACACUCCUCAAAGUGGGUGAUACGAUGACAAGGAAAAGAUUCGCCAACACGCUGGAGAAGAUUGCUAACAAGGGAGCAUCGGCAUUCUACGAAGGAGAAAUUGCAGAGGCAACCAUCGCAGCCAUAAAGUCCACAAACGGAAUUAUGACCCUGGCCGAUCUACAAAAUUACGAAGUAAAAAUUCGUAAUCCAAUCAAUAUCACUUAUCGAGGCUAUACUCUCCACUCAACUGGUACUCCUUCCGGUGGUUCCAUAGCUCUGAGCAUUCUCAAGACCAUUGAAGGAUACGACAUGUACACGGCAUCCGAUUUACUUUUGAACACACAUAGACUCGAUGAAUCCAUGCGCUUUUCAUAUGCCGCGCAUUCGGAGCUGGGAGACCCAUCAAUUUUUGCCGAGAUGGAUAGAUUAGAAGAAAGUAUCAUUUCACCUGAGACAGCAAGUGCAAAUAGACGGAAGAUUUUAGACGAUAAGACACAAGAUGUGGGAAGGUAUAAUCCGGAAAUGUGGGAUAUUAAGAAUAAUCAUGGGACGUCGCAUAUGGUCGCUACGGAUGCUUCUGGUCUUUCAAUUACAUCAACCUCUACCAUCAAUCUACUUUUCGGUUCCGCUGUCAUGGUUCCUGAGACUGGGGUAAUCCUCAACAACGAAAUGGACGAUUUCUCCAUCCCUGGCGUCCCCAACUCUUUCGGUUUCGUUCCUUCCCCUAUGAACUAUGUUCGUCCUGGUGCUCGUCCUAUGAGUUCCAUCUCUCCCAUCCACAUCUCUCACCCCAACGGCUCCCACUUCCUCUCCAUCGGCGCAGCUGGCGGAUCGCGGAUCCCUACCUCCACCAUCCAAACCAUCAUCAACAUAAUCGACCACGGUAUGUCCCUCGAAGAAGCAUUAAAGCAACCUAGAAUGCACGAUCAACUACUACCAGAAAGAACAACCGUAGAACCAGGAUAUAGCGAAGAACUACAGGAAGGAUUAAGGGAAAGAGGACACAAAGUUACGUGGUCAAGUGGAAGAGAGAGUGCGGUACAGGGCGUUAGAGUUUGGGGCGAUUUAUCGAUAGAUGACGGGUUAGAGACUGGAGGAUGGUUGGAGGCGGUAGGAGAACCAAGACAAAAGGGAAGUGGUGGGUCUGGGUUUUGA
Sclerotinia sclerotiorum 1980 UF-70 is the source of this 1734-nucleotide messenger RNA. RefSeq lists its product as hypothetical. Gene Ontology annotation, biological process: glutathione catabolic process. Bases 1 to 1734 code for a protein of 577 amino acids. The transcript has 8 exons. NCBI's taxonomy places the organism in Eukaryota, Fungi, Ascomycota, Leotiomycetes, Helotiales, Sclerotiniaceae. The record is from RefSeq and is a predicted model, not a curated record. Gene Ontology annotation, molecular function: glutathione gamma-glutamate hydrolase. Gene Ontology annotation, cellular component: plasma membrane.